This is a messenger RNA of Candoia aspera, 869 nucleotides long. Its product is annotated as transmembrane protein 182-like. Gene Ontology annotation, cellular component: membrane. The transcript is spliced from 5 exons. The record is from RefSeq and is a predicted model, not a curated record. The coding region runs from base 20 to 763 and encodes 247 amino acids. Lineage: Eukaryota; Metazoa; Chordata; Lepidosauria; Squamata; Candoiidae.
UUCCCCUUGCUUUUCCACCAUGAAGAUCAAAAUAGCAGCAUUUUUAGCUGCGAUACUGGGAGUCUUUGGCGUCUUCCUUUUUCUAGUAGCCUUUGGGACAGAUUACUGGCUGCUGGUGACGGAAAAGUGUGGCGGAUUUGAAGCGAAGAACAGCAGUCACUUCUCUGAAGAGGAUGGGAAGCAAGACUGGAAAGAAGAUGGCAAAGAGAUCCUGACAUUUCACCAUGAAGGUUUCUUUUGGAGAUGCUGGUUCUUUGGUGAAGAUUACAGAGAGACUAUAUGGAACUUCUGGUUUACCAGCCAAGCCCAUCCUAAGCACUGCAUGCACGCCUACCUGUUUCCAAUGCCUAUUGUGCUUGGGCCUCAUCCUCACCCCUCCUACGAUGCAACUGCAGUGUACAGGGGCUUCUGGACAGCACUGAUUGUACUGGCUAUCACUGCCAGCCUUGUAGGAGUGUUUUUGUUGGUGUGUGGUGUGCCCUUUGUCAAUGCAAGAUUCUAUAAAGUUGGAGGUGGAUUCCUUAUUGCUGCUGGAAGUUUAUUUGCCCUGCUCAUAUUUAUGUUUGUGGUGUGGAAAGAAUUUGUUGCUGAUCUCCGUAAAUACAUACUACUGGAAAGAAGUGAAAGAUGCCUAGAUGACACUCCUCUAUCUGUUUAUUAUGGCUGGUCUUUCAUCUUUGCAACUGCUGGAAUACCGUUAGCCUUGUUUUCAGGUCUGCUAUUCUAUCUGGUUGGACACAGCAUCCUGAAGGAGCUUGAGUAAAGAAAAUGAGGUCGCUGCUUGGGUACCACCCCUGGGAAGGAAAACUCUCAUCUUAGUUAUUUAUUUCUAGAUCUAGUGAUAUUGUGCCAGGAGUGUUGAGGAAUGG